UUUCACGCUCCACUCUGCGCUUUCUCCGUACCCAAGCCCCAAAAAGAGAAGGAGAAAAUGGAAAGGAGGUGUCGACAUUCUCCAUUUUGAUUUCAGAUUUUCCCCGGAAAAUUCGAACACCGUCUCUCCGUCGCGAUCGAUCAAGCUCAGAAACCUCUCACUCACUCUCUCUCUCUGAGACACACUCGUCGAUCGCCAUGAACGCUCAUCCUCCUCCUCCUCCUCCCUCUCCUUCCGCUUCGCCUUCGGGGAUGGUGCCGCUUCCUCUUUCCGUCGAGGACGCGAUACGCCGAAUCUGCACUGAUCAGAACCAGCCUCCCCCGAACGCGUCGACUCGGAGGAAGCUCGCGUCGCUCAACGAAGAGGCCGCGCUUCGGGUCCUGAGGUCGACCGCCGCGACGAAAAUCAAGUGGUCCAUCGACGGUCUGAUCUCCCGCAUCAUCGAAAGCGGCACCGGCGCCGGCGCCGGCUCUUGUGCCUCGCCGUCUCCGUCGAAGAUCGCUCGCAUGUCCUUGAAUGAUCAAAGUCCGGCCCACAAUGGAUUGGGAAGCUCUCCUGUGCGAGAUCAACAGAUUGGAAGUCCGAGACUUCUUCCGAGUUUGCAAAAUUGGAAUGGACAAGCAGUUAGCCCCCACAUGAAGGCGUUGAGCGAACUGGAGUUUAGAAAAGCAUUUCUCAUUCUAAACUACAUUGGGGAAGGAAAUCUUGAAGAUGCCAUAGACAGCGAUAGGAUUCGACUGCUGAAAGAUCUCAGAAUGAUCGAAUUUGAGGAAGCAGUCUGGAAUGCCAUUGGACGGUUUCGUGUCAAGAAAGAUGACCGUUGUAAGCAUGUUGACUGGGAUUCUGGAAGGACACACUUCUACCAUUGUCAUGUUUCACCUCAGGGGUGUUAUCGUUUUAAAGGACCUUACCUUAAUAAGACGAGAACACUUCUACAAAAGGCAUUAGGAGAUGAGAAUGUUCUCCUUGUCAAGUUGGCAGAAGAGAUGUCGGAUGAUACUCUUACUAUGUAUAGAAAGAUUGCAAAGGAAGGGAUUCCUGUUGGUUUGCGUCGAUACAAGUUCUUCGUGUUUAAGGAUGGAGGCAAAGAAGAGAAAAAAAGAGACCCUACUACAUCCUCUGUGAGGUGUUACUUUGUUUGCAUGGAGUGUGAGGCACUUAAAGAAAAGAAAACAGUACAUGAAGCGAGAUGCUUCUUCAUGCAUGCACACACAGUGUCCAGCGUAUCCCGCUACAUGAUACGGUUGUCUCUUAUCUUGUCCAAGACCGUUAGCUUGGAAGUUGACUGUAAUCGAGUGACGAUUGAGAGCAUUAAGGAUAAGGAUUGCAAGCAGGAUAAAGAGGGAAAUUCCAUCUAUGAUAAGAACGGAAAACCACUUAUACAUACUGAUGGAACUGGAUUUGUUUCCGAGGACAUAGCUUUGAAGUGUCCUGGAAAUAUUUUCAAGGGAAGAGGUGUGAUUGCUCCUGCUUUUAAGAGAUUUGCUGGCUGCGGCGACGAUGAGCAGAUACCUAGGGAGGGCAUCUGUGAUCCGCCUUUGCUGAUUCAGUGCCGUCUAUACAAUGAUGGUAGAGCCGUCAAGGGAACUCUUCUCCUUGAUAAGCAACUCCCCCCUCAUACAAUUCAUAUUCGACGGUCGAUGAUCAAGGUUAAAAAGGACCCUAAGCUUUCAGAUAUCAGGACCAUUGAAUCACUGGAAAUAGUAAAAACAAGCAAUAAACCAAAGCCUGCGUGUCUUUCAAAGACUUUGAUUGCACUUUUAAGCUAUGGCGGGGUCCCGAAAGAAUUUCUUUUGGACUUGCUGGAGAGUGCUCUGGGAGAUGCAAAUAGUGUCUUCUCUAGUAAACGAGCGGCUUUAAGAGUUUCGGUGAAUCAUGGUGAGAAGGAUGGUUUCAUCGCGGCCAGAAUGAUCUUAUCUGGGAUUCCUCUGGAUGAAACAUACCUACAGAAUCAUCUAUCCGAACUGAUGCAGGAUGAAAAGAAGAGUUUGAAAGGAGGAAGGAUUCCUAUUCCAGAUUCUUACUAUCUUAUGGGGACAGCCGAUCCCACAGGAAUUCUUAAAAGUGAUGAAGUUUGUAUUAUCCUUGACAGUGGACAAAUUUCAGGGAAGGUAUUAGUAUACCGCAAUCCUGGUUUGCAUUUCGGAGAUAUUCAUGUUUUGAACGCUACAUAUGUGGAAGCGUUGGAAACAAAAGUUGGAAAUUCCAAGUAUGCCAUAUUUUUCCCCACUAGUGGACCGCGCUCCUUGGCCGAUGAAAUAGCUAGUGGGGAUUUCGAUGGGGAUAUGUAUUGGGUUUCACGGAACCCUCAGGUUGGUGUUUACAUGAGAUUUGCUCAUUCUUGUUAGAUGCCUUGUACUACAUUUGGUUGAUGUCCUUUGCCAGCUUCAUGAUGAUACCACCCUGGACCCCCUUCCCCUUCCCCCCAAACAAGAAGUUUUUUUACUUUUUUUUCUGCAGUUUCAAAAUCCUUUCAUGAUUUUCCUCUUCUAAGUGAGGUUUUAGUAGUUGGAUGGUAUUUUUCACCAUCCUUUUUUCUCAUUAGACAAUUUUCCCUUGCUUUACAGUUGAUGCAUACUGGUCUUCAAACUUAUACUCAGAAUAGUUGUAUGCCAUCGUAACUGGGUUCCAACUUGGCUAAGCAGUUGUUAUGGAACCCUAUCUGGCCAAUGGAAGAGGAAUUUAAUGCUUUAUUAGUUAAGUUAUUUGAAGUUUAGCGAAAAAAGUUAUCUGAAAUUCAUACAUGUUAUUUACUAUAGUGACAGACCUUUAGGAGAAGAUGAGCCCGGACUUAAUGCCUGAACGACAGGGAAAACUGUUCAUGCUCAUGUUUGCAUUUAUUAGUUUGGCUUUGCUCAUAAGCAAUGUAAAAUGGCCUUUUCAGCCACUCUUUAUGCAUGUGCCUGUACCUCUUUCGUCUCUUCUUUGGUGUACAAGCCUAAACUUUGAAAGUAACUUCAAAAUGAGUUGAAAAACAUGACCGACCAACUGGGGCCUUUUAUUGGAAGAGGAUUGCCAUCCUUAAUGUCCUUGGAUAAUUUUUACAUCUAAGAUGUUUUGCUGUUGCUUUUUCUUGAAUCUCUCGGGUAACAUUGAUUUGACGGAAUGGAAAUGCAGUCUUUCACUUCUGUUGUUAGCCUGCUGGUCAUUUGUCUCUGCAUUGUUGUCUAGCACAACAAACAAAAAAGUAAGUAGAUCUAAGCCCAUUGAAUCAUCACUAUAUCCACUAUUCUGAUAUUAACAUUUGAUAGAGAUUAAAUUGUAAGAGUGGAUCUUUUUUUGUUUCCUAUUUAUUUGGACCCCCCAAGAAUCUGUUGAUAUCUCUGAUUCCAUUUUCUUGUUCCUAACACACCUAAGUUGGCAAGGAGAUGUUCAUUUACAUGCUAACUGUCCAAGCCAAGCAUCUUAAGAAGGAUUGGAUCACCUGCCAAAGAGCCAAUAUAAGAAAGUUUGUUAUUUGAUUUUGUUGAAGUAUUAUCCCACAUCGAUUGACAGCGGGUCCUAAAUGCUUUUUAUAUUCAUGUGGUCUCCUUCUACCUAAUAGCUUAAGCUUUUGGGUUGGACUUUUUAACAUGGUAAUGCUAUCCCUUUCGCGAAUGGGAAUGGUAAAAAAUUCCAUGUGAAUGUGCAUAGUCAAAAUUUCACGUGCUGCUCGUAAUUCGGCUUAAACGUGAGUGGGGGUGUUGAAGUAUUAUCCCACAUCGAUUGACAGCGGGUCUUAAAUGCUCUUUAUAGUCAUGUGGUCUCCUUCUACCUAUUAGCUUAAGCUUUUGGGUUGGACUUUCUAACAGAUUUCCAAUUCACCGUCUCUCUCGUGUUAUUUGUAAUCAGUGUAUUGGAAAUGAAAACAUUACCUUAUUAAGGAGUGUGGCACUCGUUAACAAGACCCUUUUAAGAAUAUCUUUGUUAUUAUAUCUUGCAGUUGUAGAUACCUAGAUCAACCGUCUUUUUUUUUUCUUUUCCAUCAAGGGUGAAUCAUGAUUCAAUGGCUAUGUUCCCGAUAAUGAACUCGUUGGUGCAUCAUGUACCAUACUUGUUAUGUCAUUUUGUGAGGCCUACCUUGCAGUGGUUGUCUCGGUAAUUGUUUGGCAGUGAUGAUUGAACUAUUUACAAAAUUUGUUGAUUCAGAAUUGCCGAAUGAUGUCCGUUAAAUCUUUCAAACAACCACUUAUUGAGCGUGCAAUUC
Molecule: messenger RNA, 4186 nt
Organism: Syzygium oleosum
Lineage: Eukaryota; Viridiplantae; Streptophyta; Magnoliopsida; Myrtales; Myrtaceae
Product: probable RNA-dependent RNA polymerase 3
Exons: 14
Coding region: 198-2348 (716 amino acids)
Biological process (GO): siRNA processing
Cellular component (GO): nuclear RNA-directed RNA polymerase complex
Molecular function (GO): RNA-directed RNA polymerase activity
Source: RefSeq, a predicted model, not a curated record